Messenger RNA from Clupea harengus (Atlantic herring), 3376 nucleotides. RefSeq names its product C-X-C chemokine receptor type 3-like. Gene Ontology annotation, cellular component: membrane; external side of plasma membrane. Gene Ontology annotation, biological process: calcium-mediated signaling; G protein-coupled receptor signaling pathway; cell chemotaxis. Lineage: Eukaryota; Metazoa; Chordata; Actinopteri; Clupeiformes; Clupeidae. The record is from RefSeq and is a predicted model, not a curated record. Gene Ontology annotation, molecular function: C-C chemokine binding; C-C chemokine receptor activity.
GUGUCUUUAGAGUUAGAAGAAAGACGGAAUCCGUGGUGUAAUUGUUGAGUACCCUAUAUAAGUUGUGGUGGCAAGGGGGCAAAUAAGUGCAAAUAACUUUGCUACUUUAUCCUAAUCCUUAUUAUCUCGAGAGAAAUAUAGACUAUCCAGAAACGAAACUAACCAUUGCGCCACUUAUGGUUGAACAUCGAAAGGGUAGCCUAUCGAAUGAGUAUGGUACAAUGUAGCUUAUUGGGAUUCAAUAUCAAACGUUUUUAGCCUACAUGUGGGGAUUCCCCAUAUGAAAGGGUGCCCCCAGUUUACAUGCAAAAACAUGUGGCUGGUCAGCAUGUGGCUGGUCUGGUGUCAUCGUUACAGCAGUUGUAGGGGGUGGGGAGGCGUGUGACACUUGAGAAAGGAAACCACUUUCGUCAUGACAAUUGCUUCACUUGUUAUCAUGAGACAACUUGAUGGGUGCAAACUUGUUCAUAAGGCCUAGGUUAACACUGCUACUUUCAUUCAGCGUUGAAACGACGAGCUGUCCAGUCUGCAGCGUCAUUCAACAGUGACACGGGAUGACUUAUCUUUCAGAGUCAGGAAUGGCUGUGGACGUGGACGUCGUCUUCGAGUUGAACUCAACAUAUGAAGACCACUUGGACUUCAAAAACGUGAUUUGUGUGCCAGCGCGCGAAGCAGUUUUCAUCCCGGUUCUGUUCUCCGUGGCCUUGGUGCUGGGGUUGCUUGGAAACGGAUUGGUUUUGGCGGUCCUGUGGCAGAAGAGACGCAGCUGGAGUGUGACGGACACCUUUGUGCUCAAUCUAGCUGGGGCUGACGUUCUGCUGCUGGUCGCGAUGCCGUUUUGGGCCGUGGAUGCAACUAAAGCAUUAACGCUAUGUACCAACGCCUGUAAGGCAGUUGCUGUCUUCUUUAAGAUAAACAUCUAUUUGGGAAUGUUUCUGCUAGCCUGCCUCGGUGCUCAUCACCUACUGCGUGUGACGAAGAACUAUUCGAUGUACUCUCGCCAGAGGCUCUGGCUGCCGCACGCUACCUGUCUGGCAGCGUGGAUGGCGUCUAUUCUCCUCUCCAUCGUAGACUGGAUACAUCUCAAGUCCUCCGAGGACCCAGCGUAUCUGGGCAGGUCCUGGUGUCCCGUGGCCAUAUCCCGGUGUCGCACGGGUGGCGCUGUCUUCCUGGUGGUGGCCGCCAUAAUGGUGCUUGGCUACUCUGUGUUGCUGGUCCGACUGCCGAAGCUCCAAGGAGAGACAGAGUCCAAGAGGCGAAGGGCUGUCUGGCUCAUCCUGGCCCUGACGGUAGCCUUCUUCCUCAUGUGGUUGCCCUAUAACAUUGCCCUAGUGGUGGACCCUGAAGGGGCUGGCGCCGAUGACUGCCAGGACGCCCAUCGGACGGCCACGGAGAUGAUCCUGAUCGCCACUGCGGCCAUCGGCUGCUUGCAGUGCUUCGUCAAACCCUUCCUCUACUUGGGCCUGGCCAGUGUGUUCCGCACGCGCACGCUGGCGUUGGUGAGGUGCCAUAGCAACGCGCGGAGCAAUCAUAAGAUUUCAAUGUGGGACUCAGGGGGUGAGGAAGAGGAAGAUGAAGAUGACGCUCCCGAAAAGACCUCAUUGUCCCAAAGAAAAUGUUAGACCCAAGACCCUUAGACUUAACAGAGGGACACUGGGUGCCUUAUUGGAAAUGGACUUCAGCGCAGCUCUCUAUAUUAACAUAAAGUAUCGACGUAUGCCCAGGUAUAUUAUACAGAUGUAUUACUUGCAAGGGAUUGUGGGAUAGAGGGUGCUUAUCAGUUGUUGAAUGUUAUUCUAGGUAGAGUUUUUGCAGGUGAAAUGUCCCGUCUCAUUAGUUCCGUAUUGCUCUUUUGCAAUCAGCCCUGUGGCUUGUCUGUGUUUGAGCUGUCGUGUAAACAAACAUACCACAACACGUGAAUAUGAGGAAGCAUAACGACCACGGUCUUCUGGGCUAUCUGGCACUUUGUUACUGCCUGCAACGCACCCCUAUAGGACAGUGGCUUUUCACACCGGAUGCACACAUCAAGCGGUCACAUAUCAGUUAUUGUUACAGUUAAUGUAAUGGUCAGUGGAGGCUGUUCAUUUUUAAGUUAUUUAUAAGGCUAAUGUUACCGCACAGUCAAAGGGUUUCCUUUUGGGCUGUUCUGAGUUGCAGCUGGUAUAUAGAGUUAACGUCUAUACCACACAGCUUCUGGUUUGUCUUUUUUAGUGUUAUAUCUAUUCUCUGUAUCUAUACGCAUAUUAUUCACCAAUGAAUGUGAAACUCCACACCUCUGUCUCAAAAGAAGUGCUUCGGUUUUGUUCUUUCUGUCAAUACCAGUUAAGAAUGUUCGAUGAGAUAGUAACUAAAGUUCUUAUUAUAUAUUAAGUUCUUAUUAUCAUCUCUGCCCAACACUGUAUGCUUUUAUGGACAUUUUAAAUCUUUAGUUUGAACUCAGUGCCUUAUGUUUGACUGAGCGAAUCAGGUAAAUUAGUAUGUUUAUAGUUUAUUAAAAGGUGGACCAGCAUAUAAGGUUAGAUUUGUUUCACUUUCACACUGAGAAGACUUGAGUUUGCCCAGUUGUUCUCAUCCCAUGCUGCUGACUUGCAGUUUAUAAGCUGUUGGAAACUCCAAGUCAAUCACGUACACCCCCACAUGGACACAAUCACAGCUGGAAUUUCCUCCCUCUUCGGAGCUGACAACACAUAGAAAAUACCCAGCUGGACUUUUUAACUGAAGACUCUUCAGUCACAUUACUUCAGAGUACUGGAGCCUCCCCCUCCCCCAGCUCUGUUCUCUGUUUGUCUUGCAAUGUCAUUAUUUAACCUCUGGCGCAACAAGCGACUUCAUGGAGCCAAGGAGUGAAGGGGAGGACUCUCACUUCCCUCGGUUUCUCAGGCCAGGCUCUUCUCAUGCUCUGCCAAUAGUCUUCUAUCUCAAUGCCCCUCUGAUUGGUCAGCGGAGCACUGUGGCUCUCUUUGUGUGGAGCUCUCCUGAGUAGGAGGACGAGGAGGAGGAGGAGAGAGGAGAGAGGAGAGAACAUCCAAGGGGGUGUUGGGGAAGAAAGAGAGGGUGUGUGUGACUCAUCAGCCACCUGAUCUCUCAUGUGUUUGUCAUCCUUGUUGUUGUGGUCAUUCAUGCUCAGAUGUGACUCCCACGGACCUAAUGGGAUCAGUUGGCAACUUGUGAAAGUACGGGAACACGUCUCUGGAGCCAUACUGUUUCACUGAUCCUGUUCAAUGCCACUUGGUGAAAACCAUGACCACUACGUUUUUGUGCCAUACUGUUACACAUAUAUAACACGGUUACAGAAUAUCCCACUGUAUAUGUAAAUGUUAUAAAAUGUGUUGCUUCAAAAACAACAAAAAAUAAUUAAAUGAACGUAUUGACAUUG